This is a messenger RNA of Cotesia glomerata, 1590 nucleotides long. RefSeq names its product synaptotagmin-7-like. The transcript has 6 exons. The record is from RefSeq and is a predicted model, not a curated record. Gene Ontology annotation, biological process: cellular response to calcium ion; regulation of calcium ion-dependent exocytosis; calcium-ion regulated exocytosis. Gene Ontology annotation, molecular function: clathrin binding; calcium ion binding; SNARE binding. Bases 697 to 1551 code for a protein of 284 amino acids. Lineage: Eukaryota; Metazoa; Arthropoda; Insecta; Hymenoptera; Braconidae. Gene Ontology annotation, cellular component: synapse; axon; membrane.
CACUUAUGAAACAGCAGUGUGACGUGAUCGAGACAACACGCAGUAGCCUCUGAAUUCCUUUUAUGUAUAAAAUUUUACGCUCUAUUAACGAUUUCCAAUAAAUUUAAUAGUGUUUUGAGCUUAAAUGGUUAUUUGAUCUUAUAAAGUCGUUUGGUUUCUUUGUCAAAUUGUGCAUAUUAUUGUGAAAAACAAUUUUUUUUUUUUCAGACAGUCAAAGGAUACUAUAUUCAGUUGCUUUCAUGUUAUGAGUGUACCUUAAAACGGAACAUUCGUUUUUAUUUUUUAUUAAGUAUAAAAAACCAUUUGGGAUAGAUUCCAAAAAUUUUAGAAAUCAUUGAAAAUCUUCAACAUUAAAAUUUAAGUUAACACUAUAUUUGAUGACAGGCAAAAUAUUUAAAUGACGAUAUUAAAAUAAUAAUAAAGGAGUUGGGUUUAAAUUACGCUAGACGUAUAUUUAUGGUUUUUCGGCUAAUGGUUUUGAUAAAAGAAUUUAUAAAUCGAAAGCUUGAGAUUCUAAUUUAAUAAGUGUAUAAAUUUUGAAACAUUGUUUGAUUAUAUUUAAUAUUUUAAUAUUCAUCGGAUCUGAAUAAAUAUAUACUUUGUGACAGGUUUGAACGCACCUUGUGAAUCCUUCUGUGAAAGCUCUACUAUGCUUUGGAAAUUCAACAAAUCGAUUCCAGCACAUACUCUGUGGUUAUGGAGCGUCGUGAUAUAAUAUUGACUGCGAUUUUCGGAACGUUUGGUGCCAUCGGCGUAAUCAUUGGUCUGUGCUUAGUAGCUUGGCGAUAUCUUUGGGAUAAAAGAUCUAAAGAUCUUGAUAGUGACUGCGACAAUGGAAUAGAUAUUGAUAAUAUUAGAAGUAUUGAUGAAUCACAACAAUAUUUAAAAAAAAAUGGAAUACUCAACUUCAAAACACCACUUAUUACAACCAAAAAGAUCGGAGGAUCGAAUAGCUCUGGAAGUAAGUCCCCUGGUGCUGGAAGUUACAAUCCAGAAGCUGGAUCGGUAAUAAACAGUGGAAUUAAUGAUGCAAAAUCGCCAACAAUAGGACAACAAGCUAAGCAAUCCCAGAACACAAAAGAUACUUCAAAGGCAUUCAUGCAAAGCAGAUCAGUUUCAUUAGUGGAUAUGUACAUUGACAAUGCAGAACCUAGUGAAAACGUUGGACAAAUUCACUUCAGCUUAGAAUAUGAUUAUCAAAAUACUACUUUGGUUCUACGGAUUAUACAGGGUAAAGAUCUUCCCGCCAAAGAUUUAUCUGGUACAUCCGAUCCCUACGUCAAAGUAACUUUACUACCUGACAAAAAACACAGACUUGAAACUAAGAUCAAGCGAAGAACUUUGAAUCCUCGAUGGAAUGAAACUCUAUAUUUUGAAGGGUUUCCAAUUCAAAAACUUCAAAGCCGCGUACUUCAUCUCCAUGUAUUUGACUAUGAUCGCUUUUCAAGAGAUGAUUCCAUUGGAGAAAUGUUUCUACCACUCUGCCAGGUAAAUAAAUUUCUGAGUUCUAUAAUCAAGUCCCAGUUUUACUGUACAUGUUUUUGGAGGUGAUUUUCCGGUAGCAAGAUUGAGGAACUCGUUCACUUAGGG